This is a messenger RNA of Phytophthora sojae, 507 nucleotides long. RefSeq lists its product as hypothetical. The transcript has a single exon. Bases 1 to 507 code for a protein of 168 amino acids. NCBI's taxonomy places the organism in Eukaryota, Oomycota, Peronosporomycetes, Peronosporales, Peronosporaceae. The record is from RefSeq and is a predicted model, not a curated record.
AUGGCACGCCGUGGACGUCGUAAGGGGCUCGUGUGGGCGCAUUUCGAGGAGGUUUUGCCCCGCAGAAACCCCAACGCGGACUCCACUGCAGCCUGCAAGUACUGUGGCAAAGUGACCUGCGGCAAGCCGAAGCGCAACAUGAUCCCGCACCUACUCCAGUGUUCGCAAGCCCCGUUGCAAGUCAAGCAACGGUGGCGGCAGGGGCUGCAGAAUUCGACGGUGGCGACUACGAUUACGGACAACCCGCUCCCAGGGGGUGAAAGAGCUGCCCCCACUGAGAUGGGGUCUUUGUCAGUGACUCCGACGCCUGCUGCGCGCGCUUCGGAUGCUCCUCCAGCGGAGCCCGAAAGCUCUCCGACCCAAAAGGAGCGCCUUGAGCUACUCAAGCUCAAGGCGAAGGUCGCACAGUACCAGGCGAGGGCGAUGGGGGCGCAGCUAGAGGCGGAGACGUUGGCUGCUAGGAUCAAGCUGCAACAAGACGGAGUCCCGAACAACGAGAUCGAGUGA